UAGUCCCACCACCCACUACGACCCGCACCGCCCACACGCUGCGUGCGCUGCGCACCAUCCCCGUGAACGUUGAAGGUUAUGUCAUUUGUGUAAUAUGGCGUCGAGUGAGAGUGGUGAUUUUCAAAAGGUGUUGGAGUAUCGGAUUUACAAAUGCUCCAGUUAUUCUUCCUGUUACAUACCCGAAAACAUCAUCGUCGACGUACCGUCGGAUCAGUCUUCGCGAUGGUCCUCCGACGACAGUGUCCCGCAGUACCUCAUCCUCAAGCUCCAAUGCCCCUCCGUUGUCAAGCACAUCACUUUCGGCAAGUAUGAGAAGACGCACGUAUGUAAUAUAAAGAAGUUCAAGAUUUUCGGUGGACUCGAGCCUGAAAAUAUGAUGCAGCUUCUCGAAAGUGGAUUAAGAAACGAUUCCAUACCAGAAACGUUUGAUCUCAAGCAUGUUUUGGGAGACAAAGGGAAUUACUUUCCCAUUAGAUACUUGAAGGUGCUUCCACUGCAGGCGUGGGGUCCCAACUUUAACUUUUCCAUAUGGCACAUCAGACUGACUGGUAUUAAUGACCCCAAGUUUGUAAAGCCCUGUAUCGAGUGGUACAACACGUACCGGCAGAAGGAAAUAAUAAGGCUAUGUAUGAAACACUUCCGACAAAUGGAGCAGCCCGAGGUUGUCGAGACCCUGCAAAGGGUCACUGGCGUGCCGCUAGAGGAUUCGCGGCUGUCGACGUUGUACGAUUUGUUGGUUACCAAGGGCGACCAUUUGCAAGCGGAACAUUUUAUCGACAAUGCGAUCACGAUGGGGCUCUUAAACGAUUAUAUCAAUGCUCAAACUUAUAGAGCAAUUUGGACAAAAUUAUCGUCCAACGAGCCCAAGCCCGGGAUGCGGGGCGGCCAUCAGAUGGUGCUCGAUCCCACGGCUGAGGUGCUGUAUCUAUUCGGCGGAUGGGACGGUACGCAGGAUCUCUCUGACCUAUGGUCGUACGAUAUAGAGGCCGGCAAAUGGACGCUCAUAUGCAAGGAUACCGAAGCAGUGGGCGGACCGAGCGCGCGUUCAUGUCACAAAAUGUGCCUGGAUCCGCAGAGACGACAACUUUUUACGCUGGGCAGGUACUUAGAUACACAGGUUCGUACUUGUGAAAAUUUGAAGAGCGACUUUUACGUUUACGACAUCGAGUCGAACAAAUGGACGCAGAUCUCGGAGGACACAGGGACUAUGGGUGGGCCACCGCUUGUAUUUGAUCAUCAGAUGUCGAUGGAUGUCGACAAGCGAACUAUCUAUGUUUUUGGUGGACGAAUAUUGGCUCAUUCGAGUAGUUCUGACGAACACAGUCAGGAGCACCAUUUCUCGGGACUGUACUCUUAUCACGUGCCGACUGGCACCUGGAUCAGACUCGCCUGUGAUAUCGCUGAUAAGCCAUGCUCGAAAGACAUGCCGAUCUACAGAUCCCGCGCCGGUCACUCCAUGCUGUUUCACCCGCUGUCCAGAAAGUUGUACAUAUUCGCAGGUCAGAGAGGUAAGGAGUAUCUGAGUGAUUUCUUCACUUACGAGGUCGACACGCAGCACGUCGAAUAUAUAGGCUAUAACGAGUUUGGCACGACGAAGGAUACUAAUCACGUUCCCGCGGCCGGAUUCACGCAGAGGGCGACCAUCGAUCCUGAACUUGGCGAGAUCUACGUGCUAUCGGGAUUGAGCAAAGACAAGGACAAGAGGGACGACAACGUGCAAAAUUCUUUUUGGGUGUACAAUAUCCGAAACAGGGAAUGGUCUUGCAUAUAUCGUAAUGAAAACGUUGGUGAAAAAUAUUGGAGCAAGAUGCAAGAUUACGAACCGUGCCCACGAUUCGCGCAUCAGCUUGUUUAUGAUCACACUAGAAGGGUUCACUUUCUAUUCGGAGGUAAUCCGGGCAGAUCUUGCCUUCCAAAUUUGAGACUUGACGACUUUUGGCAAUUAGAACUGCGUCGACCCACGAACGAACAGAUUUUGAAUAGGUGCAAAUUGAUUAUUAGGAAACACAAGUUCAGGGAGCUUGCUUUGAGCAACAGCAUAGAAGCUCUCGAAUAUCUGCAGACGAAAAUCUUCGAAAUUAUUGAUCACAAUGACACACAGCAGACGAAAGAGUUCCAACUCUUGACGGCGGUUCUAUUCCGGAAACAAAAUAACUCGGAGGACGCUUCUCACUCGAACACGAUUUUAAACGAACUAACGACAGGCGUAACGGCGCAACAGCGCGUAAACUCACGCGAUGUACACAAUUUGCGAACCGAGCUUUACGACAAACUCUCAGAAUUCUUCCCGGAAUCGUUGACUCAGCCGCGGACGAAUUUAAUCGAUCUCCUGCCGUUGUAAUGCGAGAGACGGCGAGUAAGAGAGCCGGUCGCGAGACCCGUCAUUUGUUUUUCUAUUUUUAUUGUGUGCUAAUUACGGGGAAAAAAGAAUUGAUUAUAGUAUACAUUUUGAAUUCUACGUUAACAGAACUGCCUUUUUCUAUUUAUUUCAACUCUGUUAUAACAAAGCCUUAAUUGGUUUUUCUUUCGUUUUUUUUUUAAUUUUUGAUAAAUCUAAAGCAGUUCUUUAAGACAAGGCACUAUUCCACGUGCUAUUUAUACUUAUCUACCUGCGACUUAUCUCAAAUCGACCCCGCGGAACUUUGUGAUAUCGAUAGCUUUCUAACGGACUGGUUAGCUGAUACGUAAAUAAACUAGAAACUCGGUUUUAUAUGUAAUCUCUCCUGAUAUUCUAUAGCUAUGUGUUUAUAAUGUGGCCAUAAAGUUGUUGUUGUUAUUAUGUUUGCUAAAAUAAUAUAUGUAUUCGUCGCGAAUGGAAGAAAGAUAAGACUAGAUGCGCGCCAUAGAGGAAAGCUUUUACUAAAGCGUCGCGAUUUAUUAGAACGUUUCAUGCAAUUCGACAUCGCCGCGAUAUACGCCGCUUUCUACCGAAAGUACGUAAGCCAAGAAAUCAUGACGCAGCUUCGCUAAACUCAACAAAUUAUAGAGCUUAAUCUGAAGUCUACCGAAACGAGAAAUGAUCUUUUCUUACAAGCUUACAAGGAGGCGGAGAAAAACAGCUAUUAUAGUCAAUUACACGUAAUAUUUCCUUUUUUGAUUAAUUAUAAUCUUGAAUUAUAAUUAAUUCAAUUGAUUGUACUUAAUUUAAUUAAUUACGAUUUGGAAUUAUAAUUAAUUAAAUAGGGAAAUUUCGGAAGUUAUUUAAAUAUUAUGGUUAAUUAAAUACAGAAAUUUUGUGACCAUAAUGUUCCUUCUAACUGAAUAAUCGCUAUAUUUUCCACAUUGUCACGAGCAAUAGGGAUAUAUCUCCGAUAGUCGAGUUGAAUGGGAUGUCACGCGUGUCUCGACCCAUUUUUCUCUUGUAAAAUGAUCUUUUUCUUAGAUAAUAAUAUCUCCGUAUUCCUCGCAUCCUUUUGUUUAUAAUCUAAGAAUAAGUUCACAUUCACCGAAAAUGCCUUCUAAUGACGAGACAUGAAAUCUGAAAGUGUAUUAUCGCAAGUGUCGACGCGAGCUAAAUAAUAAUCUAUUCACAUUUUUGACCUCUCCAUUAGCUCUUUUCAACGCUCCUUUCCGAACGAUCGUCCGCGAGGUAGAAUACCCAACACGGAGUACAUUUCAGGAACUUUGUUUUCGUUAGCAUGUAAAUAUCCACGAUAAUGAUCUAUCAUUGUGUCGGUGCGUUGCACUUUAUUGUUCGUCGGCCGAAGUGUAUCCCUGUACAUACGUAAAUCCACCUCGCGAGCUUAAAACGAAGAGAGAGGUGCGUAUGCGAGAACGAUGCAAUUAUAUAUGUAUAUUGUGAAACAAUAGAAACGAAAUUGUAUAGCCGCUGAGAAUGUCCGGCCGCGCGCGCAUUAUAUUUGUACAUACACAUAUACGAUUAUAUACGAUGUAAGGAACGUCGAGACGAUUUUUAUAAUGUGAUUCCAGUUACGCUAAGUUUUAAGAUAACGGAACUGUAAAAAGGAGAAAAAGGUGUGAACGGAGAGUAUAUAUAAUAUAUAUAGAAAAAAAAAAA
Messenger RNA from Solenopsis invicta (red fire ant), 4018 nucleotides. It is a transcript of the gene muskelin, whose product is annotated as muskelin. The transcript has 12 exons. Lineage: Eukaryota; Metazoa; Arthropoda; Insecta; Hymenoptera; Formicidae. The coding region runs from base 95 to 2341 and encodes 748 amino acids. The record is from RefSeq and is a predicted model, not a curated record. Gene Ontology annotation, molecular function: protein binding. Gene Ontology annotation, cellular component: cytoplasm.